AUACUUAUACUGCCGUUCAACCGUGACGUCUUCGACUCCUUGCUCGGAUCUUCUGAAAACGAUUCAUAUUUCACGAUGCUCACUGUUAUUGCCCGUCGUGUCCCACUCACCCGACUCGUCCUCUCAAGGGGUUACACCUCAAGUCUCAAGGAAGGCAGCGUUGCUCAGAGCCAAGGAUUCUCAAAAAAGGAGAAAGCUCAUGAAGACGAGUACGCUCGUAGGCACGAGGCAGAGCUGUUGCGUAAGCUGAAAGCUGAGAUUGAGGCAAAGAAGGAGGAGCUUGCCAAGCUUCAGGAGAAGCAUGACGAAGUCAACUCGAAGCAGUAAAUAGCUUUAGUGCGAUGAUGCCAAUGGAUCGCAAAGGUUCAGUGCAACGCUAACCACAUCUGAGUUUCGUUCUCAUCUCGCUGGUCACACAAUGUUAUUUCUCCAGUUUGCUACUAGUCGCGUCCAACUGGAUGGACAAAUAUACAAAUGUUGCUCAUUC
Molecule: messenger RNA, 487 nt
Organism: Suillus clintonianus
Lineage: Eukaryota; Fungi; Basidiomycota; Agaricomycetes; Boletales; Suillaceae
Exons: 5
Coding region: 76-327 (83 amino acids)
Biological process (GO): negative regulation of ATP-dependent activity
Cellular component (GO): mitochondrion
Molecular function (GO): ATPase inhibitor activity
Source: RefSeq, a predicted model, not a curated record